Messenger RNA from Papilio machaon (common yellow swallowtail), 918 nucleotides. It is a transcript of the gene SmF, whose product is annotated as small nuclear ribonucleoprotein F. Gene Ontology annotation, cellular component: catalytic step 2 spliceosome; U1 snRNP. NCBI's taxonomy places the organism in Eukaryota, Metazoa, Arthropoda, Insecta, Lepidoptera, Papilionidae. Gene Ontology annotation, biological process: mRNA splicing, via spliceosome; spliceosomal snRNP assembly. Bases 109 to 375 code for a protein of 88 amino acids. The transcript has 3 exons. The record is from RefSeq and is a predicted model, not a curated record. Gene Ontology annotation, molecular function: RNA binding.
CACUUUGCACUGGCAACAUUUCAAUUUAAAAAACUAAAUGUCAAAAAGCGACGGCGUCUUGUCCUUAAAGGUUAUAAUUUGUUAUCGUAGAAAACAUAAUCAGCGAAAAUGGCGGCGGCUAUGCCCAUCAACCCAAAACCUUUCCUGAACAGCCUAACCGGUAAAGCUGUUCUUGUAAAACUAAAAUGGGGCCAUGAAUAUAAGGGGUUAUUGGUGUCUGCUGAUGGUUACAUGAAUUUGCAACUCGCCAAUACUGAAGAAAUUGUUGAUGGAAAUUGUACAGGUAACCUUGGGGAGGUUCUGAUCAGAUGUAACAAUGUUCUUUACGUAAGAGGGGCUGAGGAAGAAGAUGAAGAAGGGGAAAUGAAGGAAUGAUGUUAGUUUUACAAAUUAUAGAUUAAAAUUAGUUGUAAGUUUGUACUAAUUAAAUAAACAUAAGAUUUAUUUAAGACUUUGUAAUUUUUUAUAUUGUAUAACACCAUCUCCCUAUGUCCCACUCACAGUGCACAUGCACAUUCCACCUUCAAUGCAAUCCAUCUCUUCAUAGGCUUACCUCUUACUUGUAUACCCAUCCACACAGUAACAGUUUUAACUUGCACCCUGGGCAAGAUUUCUUUGGUGCCCUAUUUUUUACCAUACCAGACAGAGUUAAUACAAUUAUGUGGGACUAAUUCGGAGACCCGCAGCACCCUUUUCUUUGCAGAGCCAUGAGUGGUCGCAAAACCAUGUGCUACCCUAACGGUGGCACUGCCUCCAUAUUCAUACAGUAUAACAUUCCCACUUUGAAAAUUAUUUGAUAAUGCAUUUCAUUAUAAUUGUGUAUCUGUGUAACCUGUACAGAAUUUUUCAACAAGUUUGUCAAUGUCUUGAUCUUUACAAAUAAGACAAUUUUUAUUUUAUUUGCAUCCCAAACAGCAU